UGUGGGUCAAUUUAAUAUUUGUCAAACAAAUAAUCAAUCUUGGAUUUCUAAGCUCAUAGUGGAACUGGAACAAGCUGUUAUUAUAACCAAAUCAUUGAAAUUAACAAUUGUUCAUCUAAGCUAUGGCUUCCAUAGACAAUAACCAAAAAUUUAUUUUACUCUUAAUUUUUUCACUAAUUUCUCUGUCUUCUUCUAAUACAGUACUUGCUAAGUCUCGUCGUCCAAUCUCUGAUGCAGAGAUCAGAGAGAAGAAACUCCAAUGUUAUGCAGAUAUUGAGAGUGGAUUAUGGGGUCAGAAGUGCAUUGCUACAGCAGUAGACAAGGAGAAUUGUGCUCUACAAUGUUUGUCACCAGUUUGUUAUGAGCGCGUUUAUCAAAGUGAUCCUUUGGAGGAAGGGGAAAAAGAUACAGUAAGGAGUCAAGAAUACAAGUACUGCAUGCACAAGUACUCCCUUGGGCAGAGCUUGGAUGAUAUUAAAGGUUCCUUCGAGUGGUAAAUUGGCAAAUGGCUUGUGAAUUCCUGCGUCUUUUCCCAUUAACAACUUCCUGUUGUAUGUAUGAUGUUUGUCGUGUGGAUGUUCAUUGAUUAUACUAAUCUGUAACAACGUGUACUCCUUUCAGAGUUUUAAGGUUUUUGUAUCCAUUUCUUUCCCUUCGGGUGUUUGGGAACAAUAAAUCCCCUUUCGCUUCGUGACCCCAUGAGGGUAAUGCUUGUACAAAUUUACUUCAAUCAACCAGUUAUAGUGUGUUGUUGCUCCAUUUUUCA
Molecule: messenger RNA, 766 nt
Organism: Solanum lycopersicum (tomato)
Lineage: Eukaryota; Viridiplantae; Streptophyta; Magnoliopsida; Solanales; Solanaceae
Source: RefSeq, a predicted model, not a curated record